AUGGCCGGAGCCACCCGCAAGCCGCAAACAAGCUCCGAGUCGCCCCUCGGAGGCUGCUCGGCCUCGUAUGCGACCUUGAGCUUGAGAAUGCAAGAAAACAUAGUCGUGUGACACAGGGGUGAAAACCCACUGUACCAUGAUCAGCCCUGUAGCCCGGAGUACUAUCUGCGACCGAACGCGACUCUUGGGCUGACAACCAUGGCUUCCGUAUGGCAGCAAAUUUAUUCUACUGUAGUGCGACCUCAUCGAGCCCAUACGGCAUCCCUGCGUGUGCCAUAUGGCUCGUCGUUAUAGAGCCAUAAAACGAUCCCUAUCGCUCCCAUAUGGCUGCACGCCGGCCGCCAUAGGGCUCCCUUACCCCGAUGCCUGA
This is a messenger RNA of Microbotryum saponariae, 370 nucleotides long. Lineage: Eukaryota; Fungi; Basidiomycota; Microbotryomycetes; Microbotryales; Microbotryaceae. The record is from the annotation of a GenBank genome assembly.